This is a messenger RNA of Hymenoscyphus albidus, 958 nucleotides long. Lineage: Eukaryota; Fungi; Ascomycota; Leotiomycetes; Helotiales; Helotiaceae. The record is from the annotation of a GenBank genome assembly.
GUCUACUUUCUCUUUUGCUCCACUUCCUUAUUUGAUCCACUUAUAGUUCUGCUGCCUAAAUGCUUCAUGUCUGCCUAAACCUUACACUCUUUAUAUAAACACCUUAGAUAGCUACCUUUUACAAUGCAAUCAAUUCUCCAUGACCUUCAGUACCCAAUACCCUUUCAACCCAAUAUAAGUCCUCGGUACAAUGAUGCAGUGCGUGAUACAGAUGCAGGGUAGUUUAUAGAGGCGUCGUAAUUCUCUGCUCGCGCUAGUUGUCGCCCCCCUCGUAGUCCACGGCACCACCACCGUGCUAUCCCCUGACCCCCACCACCCUACCAGCCUCCAACUCUUCAAACCAUCUCCUCCUUUCACACUUCCAUCAACUCGCCAUCCUUGGUGGAUAUCGCGACGAAUCUGCUUCGCUUCCUCUCUUGCAGAGAGAUCAAAUCCCACGAUCUCUUGGUCGCGAUUUUGCUAGGGAUGGGUUGGAGAUACAAUUCCUCGCAAUCAACAUCUCUGGUAAGCUUCUCCCACCUCUCCUCCAUCUUCCCAUCCUCCAUACACCUUUCAUCCAUUCCUCUUCGCAUGGUAAAUCGAAAGUCGCAAACUUACUGACGAACUGACGCUUCGCAGUCCUCGUCACCAUCAAAACAAAGCGCGAGUUCAAGCUCAUCCCAUGGAAUGAAUUCAGGAGCACACGCAAUGGCAACGCUGUCCGUAAGUAUGCCAUCAUCUAUCUUCUUGUAUCAUCGAGCUAAUCAAUUACAGAAAGGCUACACAGGUCACCUUGUGUGCCUCGUGGGAGGUACACCUCCACGCAAUGGCAGCUGUCCGUAAGUCCUCCUCGUCCCCUCUGAUCCCUCCGAAGUAUACUGACAGCUCCCAGGAAAGGUACUCAAGUACCUUGGUCCACAAUGACCGAAAACUACGCUGAGGCCCUACCGUCCGGUCGCUUCAGAGUCCCGACACUUGC